AUGACACUUGCAACGAUCAACUCCGCCGCGGGCAGCUGGUACACUGGGCCAGAGUACCAGCAGAGCUGCCCGACACUGACAGCGGACAAGUUUCUGCAAGUCACGAACCUCCUUCUAGAAAAGCCCAACUUGAACUCAACCCAUCUUUUCCGCGCGGACAUUCUGCAUGACAGUACCGGUGCCCUGAAGACAGUGGACGAAAGGGAACAACAAUGCCGAUACUCCAACGAUGGCGCGCAUGUUGAGGAGGAAAUUCCUCUAGACGGACAGGAAGCGAUCGAUGCUACAGAACCAGCGCCUACUCUGGAGGGAGCACGUCUCGAGCGAAAGGUGUUGCGGAAACUCAUCCCUCGCAAACCGCAACUCGACCGCGCCCUAGACCAGUGGUGCUACAUCUACAACCUGGUCAAAACUACAGAGAUCGUUGCAGGCCAUGUCGUCGUCUACGUGCCCAUAGUCGCCAGGGAGACUGAGAUGCCAUGGUACCACCCGCCAGUCAAAUCAUUGGCAUACCUCUACCAGCAAAGGGGCAACGACACCACUUUGUCUGUGCACUUCGUGCCAUUCGAAAGUACAGUGACCACACCCUUGCCUUCGCGACUACACCGCACUUUCAUCUCCUUGCUACAGACGUUCCUGCGGCUGGCGAAGAGCCCAGCGCCUGAGCAGGAUCCCCACGUCGGGCAUCGCGACGAUAGCGCACCGAUCACUUCAGCCGUCGACGCCUCCAUGGCUCCAUCUGCGCUCAAAGACACCAUUCUACCUCAGCAUGUCGUACAGAACACAUACACUCGCCUGAAGCAGCGAUAUGCUCAAGACCUGAUUUCGCGAUGGGCCGAAAGUACGGAGCCAUCCAAACACGUUUUCGAGGACCUCUCAAUCGCCGCAUUUGUCAUUGAGCUGUGGAAACAGAUGUAUUCAUCGCCGAAUACUUUCCCCGGCUUCGUCGAUAUCGCCUGUGGCAACGGUGUUCUCACGUAUGUACUCAUCCAGGAGGGCUACCGUGGCCGCGGGUUUGACGCUCGUAGACGCAAGACCUGGGCAGUGCUGGGCUUGGACCAGCAUUUGGACGAAAUGAUCUGCGUUCCACAACCAUUCGUUGAUCAUGCACCGGCUGACAUGGAUGACUUGCUGUCAGACACGCGAGUCCACAGUGGUCUGUUCGAGCCAGGCACGUUCAUCAUCUCGAAUCAUGCGGACGAGCUCACUCCCUGGACACCCAUUCUUGCAGCACUGUCGUGUCCUGGGUCUCCGCUUCCGUUUCUCUCUAUACCUUGUUGUUCACAUGCUCUGAGUGGUGCGAAACACCGCUAUUCUCCGGCCGAGAUCAAGGCAGGACCUCGCGCGAUGAUGAGGUUGAAUGAUAAGACCGAACAGCCAGCGACAGGCGAUUUAAAGGCGUUGCGCGCCGCCAAAGCCAAAGCCGCGACCCAUACAGACGACAAGUCCAUGUAUGCAUGUCUGACGCGCAAGACGGUCGCACUGGCCGAAGAGGUCGGCUGCAAUGUGGAAUUGACCCUCAUGAGGAUCCCUAGUACCAGAAACAUCGGCAUUGUAGGUAACAGGAAGAGACUUGGCGGCACUGAAACGGCAGAGUCUAGCGACAGAACGGAGGAUCCGUCACCAUCCCACGAAGAAGUUCCUAUGAAGAUUCAAGCCUUGCUAGAACGCGAAUGUGCCAUAUCAGGCGGGAUGGGAGAGGCCGCGAAGACGUGGAUCGAGAGAGCACGGAAACUCCAGACGGGCACGGGACGAGGAAAGAUCAAUCUACGAGGGAAACCUGAUACUGGUUGA
Molecule: messenger RNA, 1794 nt
Organism: Capronia coronata CBS 617.96
Lineage: Eukaryota; Fungi; Ascomycota; Eurotiomycetes; Chaetothyriales; Herpotrichiellaceae
Exons: 1
Coding region: 1-1794 (597 amino acids)
Biological process (GO): tRNA methylation
Molecular function (GO): tRNA (uridine) methyltransferase activity
Source: RefSeq, a predicted model, not a curated record